Fusarium coffeatum is the source of this 1638-nucleotide messenger RNA. RefSeq lists its product as uncharacterized. NCBI's taxonomy places the organism in Eukaryota, Fungi, Ascomycota, Sordariomycetes, Hypocreales, Nectriaceae. Gene Ontology annotation, biological process: transcription by RNA polymerase III. Gene Ontology annotation, cellular component: RNA polymerase III complex. The transcript has 2 exons. The coding region runs from base 1 to 1638 and encodes 545 amino acids. Gene Ontology annotation, molecular function: DNA binding. The record is from RefSeq and is a predicted model, not a curated record.
AUGAACCGCGGUAGGGCAUCAGCCCGGGGUACCCGGAGAGGCGCUGCUGCUGCUGGUUCGCGAGCAACCGGCGAGAGUAGCGUUGACCCUUCAACUGCUCAAGCAACAUCAGGCAGUGCCACUCCAGCUCCCCAGAGUAUUUCUUCCACACCAACGCGCGGGGGCAAUACUACUCGGGCAACAAGAGCACCUACGGCUGGUCGGUUCCGACCCAAGAACGUUCGUCGAGAUGAAGCAGAGCGAGAUAGCCUGGCCCGCCAGGAGGAACAGAAGGCCAGUGAAAGAGCAGCAGACGAGCGUAAAGCCCGUGGUCGCUCACGGUUCAGAAGUAAAAGGAGCCGUGGUGAUGCUAUGGGCAGGGGCGGGUUUGGUCGAGGAAUCUCUGGAGCAAGUGGUCCCUUCUCUUCCGGCGCAGCAGUCACAGGUUCCGGUGGUCGAGGUGGUGGUGGUUGGUUCGGAGGAGGAGGCGGAGGUGGUUUUGGAGGUGGUCGCGGCGGUGGACGAGGUUUCAAAUCAGACUCCAAAUCUGGCUUCGCGCAGGCAACAAGGAAUCGCGAAGCUCGAAUCAACGCAGAUAAACUCCAUCUCCAUACGCCCGAGGAGGAUCUCGAUAGCGAAGACGAGGCGAUGAUGGAGGCACUCAACUCGAGGACUGUCAGCGUGCUGCCUAUGGGCAUAUACCGAAGAGAGCACAAGGAUGAGGGCAUCGUUGUGGCCACUACAGCAGAAUUAGAAGCUGCCGAAAACGCACAAGCCAUUCCCUCAUCUGCGGCCAAGGAGGAGGAGAGCCUGUGGGUAGACGGCGACGCAGGCGAAUCUCAACCAACAGACGAAAACGGUGAAGACGGAGGCAUCUGGGACAACGAGUCAAAGCCACCGGUUAUCAAGAAGGAGCAGGAUGAUUCAAUGGACUUAGAUCUCGAGAGUAAAAUGGAUACGGAAGCUGAGAGCAAGGAGACCUCCGCGACACCAGCACCACAAGCCAAGAAGCCGGCUCAAGAAUCGGAAGAAACGAUGAUCCAAGCAGAUCUAGAUGUCCUUGCUAACGAAUUGGGCGCUGUCGAAAUCUCCGAGGGUGCAGAGGGAGAGGAGGGGAAAACACAAGGCCCCAGCAACAAGGAUGGCCGCAUGUACCUGUUUCAAUUCCCACCUGUCCUGCCUCCUCUAAAACAAGUCACCCAACCCAAGUCCACAAAGAUCAAGCCCGAGCCUACUGAAGGCGAAGACGAUGUUCUCGAAUCAACACCAGCGGCAGCUGACGCAGAUCCCGUUGAUCUCACCAAUGACUCGAACAGCAAUGGCUUCAACAUCCCUGGAUUCGAAGACCCAGAGCAAAAGGCUGGCUUCAUGUCCAGCCUACUAUCUUCAGGUGGUAUGGUGGGUCAGCUCAAGGUACGCAAGUCAGGCCGCGUGGAGAUGGACUGGGGUGGCAGUACAAUGGAGCUGAGCCCUGCCGUGGGAAUGAACUUCUUAACAACGGCCGUCAUUAUUGAAGAGAAUGAUGAAAAGCCACGGCCAGGUGUCGUUGGAGGAGAGAGUAUUGGUAUGGGUAAGAUCAUGGGUCGUUUUGUCCUCGCGCCCAAGUGGGACGAGGAGGAGGAAUGGGAGGUCUCAUCCGAGGACCUUAGAACGCAAUAG